AUGAAUACAAGAAGGGUGAAUGCAAGGAGGACAGAAGAGGAUAAUGUGAAUGAGGGAGUUCCUCCCCAAGCUCCUCAAGGUCCUCAAGAUCCUAAUGAUGAAGGGGCUAUGACUAAUUUGGAAAUAAGGGAGGCUCUCCAAACAUUGACUCAACUCAUGACGGUUCAAACUCAAGCCGUCACCACUCAAGCCCAAGCUAUAACGGCCCAAGCUAAUCUCAAUGUUGGGCCCCGGGUAAACCCUAAUGUGAGUACCAUGGCUUCAAUGUUGAGAGACCUCACAAGAAUGAACCCUCUUAUGUUCUUUGGUUCCAAAGUGGAUGAAGACCCACAAGAGUUUGUGGAAGAGAUCUACAAGAUAGUUGAUUCUACGGAGGUGACUUCUAGUAAGAAAGUUGAACUAGCCGCCUACCAAUUUAAGGAUAUGGCCCAAGUAUGGUAUACUCAAUGGAAGGAUAAUAGGCCUAUAAGGGCGAGUCUCAUAAGUUGGGAAGUGUUCAAGAAGGCAUUCAUUGAUAAGUUAUUUCCACGAGAAAAGAGGGAAGAAAAGGUGGAGGAACUUAUCAACCUUCGUCAAGGAAGUAUGAGUGCUCAAGAAUAUUCUCUUAAAUUCACUAAGUUGUCCAAACAUUCUCCGUCCUUGGUGUCAAAUUCGAGAGAUAAGAUAAGUCGGAAAAAGAAUAGGGAGGUGAAGAAGGCAGGGACCGAUGAUGGGAAUUCUUCCAAGGGUAAGUUUGAGAGUCAAGGUAAACCAAGGUUCAACAGAAGGCUCUCCAACCAAGGCUCUUCAAUCACUCCAAGGGUCAAGAAAGAUAGGGUGUCUAACCCUAAGCCUCAAGGAGGCAAUAGUGGUGGAUCUUCAAUGACAAGACCUACUUGUCCCAAGUGUGGCAAGAAACAUAAGGGGAAGUGCCUUGUUGGCACGGAUGGUUGUUUCCAUUGUGGAAAGAGUGGUCAUAUGGUAAGAGAUUGUCCCAUGCUUAAAGUUCAAGGGAGAGAAGGCAAUCAAGUCCCUCCUAGUGGAUCAAAUUCUGAUGCUCCCAAGAAGAAUCGCUUAUAUGCCCUCUAA
Messenger RNA from Solanum verrucosum, 1068 nucleotides. RefSeq lists its product as uncharacterized. Gene Ontology annotation, molecular function: zinc ion binding; nucleic acid binding. Lineage: Eukaryota; Viridiplantae; Streptophyta; Magnoliopsida; Solanales; Solanaceae. The record is from RefSeq and is a predicted model, not a curated record. Bases 1 to 1068 code for a protein of 355 amino acids. The transcript has 2 exons.